This is a messenger RNA of Metopolophium dirhodum (rose-grain aphid), 855 nucleotides long. RefSeq lists its product as uncharacterized. The coding region runs from base 84 to 590 and encodes 168 amino acids. The record is from RefSeq and is a predicted model, not a curated record. NCBI's taxonomy places the organism in Eukaryota, Metazoa, Arthropoda, Insecta, Hemiptera, Aphididae. The transcript is spliced from 3 exons.
AACCAGUGUGCGCGUAUGUGUGUGAGAGAGAGAGAGCCUCUUUACGAUCACAAUCCGCGGCCCGCAGUCUUAUCGUCCGCACGAUGGCUCGCGUACCACCACUGUCAUGUCUCAUCGUACUGCCACUGAUCACGCUUUACGCGACAUAUCACGUAAACGCAACUAUUUUUGUGCCUGAAGAAAUCCCAUCGUUGUUGUCUGUAGUGUACAGUAACAUGCCACCGAUCAAGAAAGGUACCGACUCGAAACUGGGCGUGGGUUUUCGGUUGGGUCCGAACGCAGACGUGCAGUUCCAGCUGGAACUUGGGCCGCAGACCAACACGUUACCCAUCGGUGGCAGUGCAGGGGCGAACACUGCCUCCGCACCCGCAGUGGCGAAUAAGAGGCACGCGACCGUCGGACAGGGCAGUGGCGGCAAGCCAAAGGACUGGCUGAACGCGUGGCGGUUGCAGAUGAGUCCUGGGUACGUGGUGGACGAUGAAAGCCAUAAUGUUGUCUCCGGUGAAGUGAUGGGCAGCAGUGGUGGCGGGUCCUUGGACGCGGUGGCGCACUUAAGACAGCUAUACAAACCACAACCGAUUACCGCAUAGCCGGAAACACUGCAAUGUAGACACUAGUUGUAGUAGUGUAUAGUACACUAGGCUAUUAAUUAUUAUGCAUUUAAUUUACACCAAACGAUAUUUAUUUUUUCCAUUCCCCCGUUGUUUUGUAAACGCAGUACAGGUUGAUAUUUAGGUAUUUAUUAGUAUUGUUAGGUAUUGAUAAUUUAUAUAUUAUGUACAUAUUAAGUAGUUAUAAUAUCAUUGUAAUUGUAAUCGGAAGACCUCUUGAAAUAAAUAAUAAAUAAAAAUUUUA